Molecule: messenger RNA, 567 nt
Organism: Nakaseomyces glabratus
Lineage: Eukaryota; Fungi; Ascomycota; Saccharomycetes; Saccharomycetales; Saccharomycetaceae
Gene: RPS7B
Product: 40S ribosomal protein eS7
Biological process (GO): rRNA processing; ribosomal small subunit biogenesis; translation
Cellular component (GO): 90S preribosome; cytosolic small ribosomal subunit; small-subunit processome
Molecular function (GO): structural constituent of ribosome
Source: RefSeq, a predicted model, not a curated record
AUGUCCGCUCAAGCCAAGAUUUUGUCUCAAGCUCCAACUGAAUUGGAACUACAAUUCGCUCAAGCCUUCAUUGACUUGGAGAACUCUUCCCCAGAACUAAAGGCUGAAUUGAGACCAUUGCAAUUCAGAUCCGUCAGAGAAAUCGACGUUGCUGCUGGUAAGAAGGCCUUGGCUGUCUUUGUCCCAGUCCCAUCUUUGACUGGUUACCACAAGGUUCAAACCAAGUUGACCCGUGAAUUGGAAAAGAAGUUCCCAGACCGUCACGUCAUCUUCUUGGCUGAAAGAAGAAUCUUGCCAAAGCCAUCCAGAAAGUCUAGACAAACUCAAAAGAGACCAAGAUCCAGAACCUUGUCUGCUGUUCACGACAAGAUCUUGGAAGACUUGGUUUUCCCAACUGAAAUCGUUGGUAAGAGAGUCAGAUACUUGGUUGGUGGUAACAAGAUCCAAAAGGUCUUGUUGGACUCUAAGGACAUUCAACAAAUCGACUACAAAUUGGAAUCUUUCCAAGCUGUCUACAACAAGUUGACUGGUAAGCAAAUCGUUUUCGAAAUCCCAGAAACUCAUUAA